This is a messenger RNA of Postia placenta MAD-698-R-SB12, 1128 nucleotides long. RefSeq lists its product as hypothetical. Gene Ontology annotation, cellular component: plasma membrane. Gene Ontology annotation, molecular function: antiporter activity; antimonite transmembrane transporter activity; arsenite transmembrane transporter activity. Lineage: Eukaryota; Fungi; Basidiomycota; Agaricomycetes; Polyporales; Adustoporiaceae. Bases 1 to 1128 code for a protein of 375 amino acids. Gene Ontology annotation, biological process: arsenite transport; antimonite transmembrane transport. The transcript has 4 exons. The record is from RefSeq and is a predicted model, not a curated record.
AUGAUCGUAGGUGUCAUCAUCGGCGAGUUUGUUCCCGGCGUGCAGCCUGCGUUCGACACUGCACGCUUCGCCAGUGUCUCUGCCCCGAUAGCAGCAGGACUCAUCGUCAUGAUGUGGCCCAUCCUCACAAAGGUGCAAUACGAAGCGCUCCCCCGCCUGCUCGUCACACGCAAGACGCUCACACACAUCGCGCUCUCGGUCUUCCUCAACUGGGUCGUCGCACCUCUUGUGAUGCUCGCACUCGCAUGGGCAACGCUGCCCGAUCUGCCCGGGUACCGCACCGGCGUCAUCAUGGUCGGCAUCGCGCGCUGCAUCGCCAUGGUCAUGGUGUGGAACCAGCUCGCGGGCGGCGAUGCGAACUAUUGCGCCGUGCUCGUCGUCCUCAACAGCGUGCUCCAGAUCGCACUGUACUCGCCGUACGCGGUGUGGUUCGUGAACAUCAUGGGCGGCGCAGGCGCCGAUAUCCACGUUUCGUACGGCAACGUUGCCAUCUCGGUUCUGAUUUACCUGGGUAUCCCGCUCGGCGCAGGCCUACUCACACGCGCGCUAUGCCUCUACCUCACCUCGCGAGAUUUCUUCACCAACCGCUUCCUCCCGCUCAUCUCACCGCUCGGGCCGCUGGGUCUCCUUUACACCAUUGUUGUCCUGUUCGCGUACCAGGGACACCACAUCAUCCACGACAUUGGGCCCGUCUUCCGCGUCAUCGUCCCACUCGUGCUGUACUUCACUAUCAUGUGGGCCGGCGCGUUCGCCCUCGUUUGGUGGCUGGGCCGACGCGCACGUGGAAAUGGGCAAUGGAGCUACGAGAUGGCGGUCGUGCAGAGCUUCACAGCAGGCAGCAACAAUUUUGAGCUUGCCAUUGCAGUGACGAUUGCAGUUUACGGCGUCGGUUCGGAGCAGGCGCUCGCGGCGACAAUCGGGCCCCUUGUCGAGGUCCCGGUCCUGCUCGCCCUGACGUGGGUGGCACUGUACCUCGGACGCACGCUACACUGGGAUCGGCAAAGUCGCGUCAAUCCAGAGGAGUUAGCCGGACAGGAUGGAGGACAACGCGAGCGACUAUCGGAAGACACCGAUGAGAAGAGGAGUUCCAAGUCAAACCACGAACGUGUCGAAGAAACAGCCGUGUGA